Colletotrichum chrysophilum is the source of this 1815-nucleotide messenger RNA. RefSeq lists its product as uncharacterized. The transcript is spliced from 2 exons. Gene Ontology annotation, biological process: secondary metabolite biosynthetic process. Lineage: Eukaryota; Fungi; Ascomycota; Sordariomycetes; Glomerellales; Glomerellaceae. Bases 1 to 1815 code for a protein of 604 amino acids. Gene Ontology annotation, molecular function: oxidoreductase activity, acting on CH-OH group of donors; flavin adenine dinucleotide binding. The record is from RefSeq and is a predicted model, not a curated record.
AUGCUCCCUGCCACUAUACUCACGGCCCUGCUGGCGACCGUCGCGACCGCGGCUCCUGGGAAGCGAGCCGCUGAGGCCUACGACUAUAUCAUUGUCGGAGGCGGUACGGCGGGCCUUGCCCUCUCAACCCGCCUGAGCCUGGGCCUGCCCAAUGCGACAGUCCUUGUCAUCGAGGCCGGCGAAGCAGGUCUUGGAGAUGAACGCAUCGAGAUCCCUGGACGCAGAGGCACGACAUUCGGUACCAAGUACGACUGGAACUUGACGACCGUGCCCCAAGAGGGUUCCGACGGGCGCGUUUGGGUCCAGACACGAGGCCAUGUUCUGGGCGGCAGUUCCGCGCUGAACCUCUUUUCAUACGACAGAGCGUCUGCCCAUGAGUACGAUGGCUGGGAAGAGCUGGGAAACCCUGGUUGGAACUGGGAUUCGAUGCGCGCCGCUAUGAUGAAGUCCGAGAACUUUACUUCGGCCAACACGCAGUAUUAUACAGGAAGUGAGGGUGUGGGAGAUUCGGGCCCGAUCAAGGCGCUGAUAAACCGCCUUAUCCCCGAGCACCAAGCUGGGUUGAUACCUGUGAUGAACAGCCUCGGUAUCGAAACUAACUUGAAAUCGUUGAACGGCAAUUCCUUGGGCGUUCUAUACUCGCCUAACAGCAUCGAGCCAACCCACUACAACCGGUCUUAUAGCGCUAACUCCUAUCUUCCUUUGGCUGGAACAAACCACUUUGUGUUGACAGAGUCCAAGGUUGCCAAGGUUAACCUCAAGCCUACAUCCGACGGAAACCAUCAAGCUACAGGUGUUACACUAGUCGACGGAACCACCCUGACAGCCCGUCGCGAGGUCAUUGUUUCAGGCGGUGGUCUUCUCAGCCCUUCUAUCUUGGAGAACUCUGGCAUCGGUAGCUCUGAUGUACUUUCCGCUGCAGGUAUUGAGCAGAUCAUCAAGCUCCCAGGCGUCGGCGAGAACCUUCAAGACCACAUCCGAAUCCAAAGCUCAUACGAGCUCAGCAAGAACUACACCGGGUACGAUCGCCUAAAGUACGACACUGCCUAUGCUGCUGAGCAACUGCAACUGUGGUGGGAUGGCGAGACGUCGAUGUACGGAUACUCUGGCAGCGGCUACACGUUCACCAACUGGAACCAGGCUCUCGGUGACGAGGGUGAAGCGGACAUGCUUGCGCUUGCUCACGAGGCUGUGGGGGCUUCCGAUCAUCCAGUCGAGCAAAAGAAGCUUCAGUGGUUGAACGAUACCACUGUGCCACAACUCGAGAUCCUAUUCAGCGAUGGAUAUACUGGCGUCAAGGGAUACCCCGCACAAGGGACUGAUGGGUACGGCAAGGACUACGUGACUCUCAUCGCUGCCAUCAUGCACCCUCUGAGCCGUGGGAACGUGCACAUCAACGCCUCCAACCCACUGGGUCCACCUCUUAUUGACCCCAAGUAUCUAUCCCACGAGUACGACCUGCAGGCGGCCAUCCAAGCCAUCAAAAAAUGUCGCCAGGUAGCGCUCACAGAGCCCCUGAGAUCGACCUGGGUCUCAGAGUAUGAACCCGGCUUGAACACCACCACAGAUGCCCAGUGGAGGGACUUUGCCCUCAAGACGGCCUUGUCCAUCUACCACCCCGUUGGCACCUGCGCCAUGCUUCCGAAGCAGGAUUGUGGAGUUGUUGACCCAACUCUCAAGGUCUAUGGAACCACGAACCUACGGGUCGUUGACGCCAGCAUCAUGCCUGUGUUGAUCUCAGCUCAUAUUCAGACUGCGGUCUAUGGCAUCGCCGAGAGAGCCGCUGAGAUCAUCAUUAAUGCGGCCACGAAAUGA